Molecule: messenger RNA, 192 nt
Organism: Cooperia oncophora
Lineage: Eukaryota; Metazoa; Nematoda; Chromadorea; Rhabditida; Trichostrongylidae
Source: the annotation of a GenBank genome assembly
AUGUGGGAGAAUUGUAGAUGGUCGUGUCGGAAAUGCGAUCUCCUGAGGCCAGGCGGUCGCCAAGCAGCUUGCCAGUCGUUACGACCACCCUCUUCGAAAAAAAUCGUGCAAAAACCGACUACUUCGCAAGAUGCAUAUGUCAUUCCGAAAGAGACAUUAACAUCAGCCAUUGCCACUUCUUCUUCAGGUUAA